Messenger RNA from Galeopterus variegatus (Sunda flying lemur), 366 nucleotides. RefSeq names its product chemokine (C-C motif) ligand 16 (gene CCL16). The record is from RefSeq and is a predicted model, not a curated record. NCBI's taxonomy places the organism in Eukaryota, Metazoa, Chordata, Mammalia, Dermoptera, Cynocephalidae. Gene Ontology annotation, molecular function: CCR chemokine receptor binding; chemokine activity. Gene Ontology annotation, biological process: cellular response to interleukin-1; monocyte chemotaxis; lymphocyte chemotaxis. The transcript has 3 exons. Gene Ontology annotation, cellular component: extracellular region.
AUGAAGGUCUCCGUGGCGGCCCUCUUUCUCCUCAUCCUCAUCCUCACCACCACUGCUUCUGCUUCUUACAGUCAGUCAAAAAUUCCUGAGUCAGUGAAUCUUCCAUCCAACUGCUGCCUGAAGUUUUCUGAGAAAGUACUACCAAGGAAGCUGGUGGUGGGAUACAGAAACACCCUCAACUGUCACCCACCAGCAAUCAUCUUCCUCACCAAAAAGAACCGAGAAGUCUGUGCCAACCCUGACAACAAAUGGGUCCAAGACUACAUCAAGGAUCCCAACCUACCUUUGCUGCCCUCCAGGAACUUGGCCUAAGUUAAAAUUAUUACAUCAGAGAAAGGACGAACCCAGCUCGUCAGCUCCCCAUGA